AUGAUUAGCCUUUAUCUAUCCAUUACUCUCCUUUCAAUGGUAUUUGGCCACUUGAAAUGCGGCGUAGAUGAAAGCUGACAGCCAAUAAUUAACAACUACACCCAUCCAGGACGUGAGCUUCUGGCUGGGAUGUCUCGAAGCACAACCCUCAAGCCAAUUAUAAUGCCUGUAUUAUUUUGCUUUUAAUUGCUUAUUCAUCAUAUUCAAGCAAAAUAAGUAAUAAGAUCUCUUUAUCAUAGAAUUUUAAAUGAGAGUAAAAAUUCUAAGGCAGAGUAGAAUUCAUUUUGAGUACACCAGCCUAGGCAUGACCGCAACCCAACAAAGCCAAUUUGUUGACAAAGUGGUCCCAGCUGCAAAACAUUGGUUUUCAUCAGUCCUAAGUGUGUAUUCUUUGACUGAAACCAUCGUCGUCCCAUCAAGUGUGACAAGUUGCAAUGGAGCUACUAUCCCUUCAUCGCACCACACAACUGGGGUCUCCGAUGCUGACUUUAUUGUCUAUGUCUUUGGAAGCACCGCAGCAUCUGGGUAUCUUGCUAGAGCAGGAGCUUGUCUCCAAGAAUCAGGAGGUCGCUAUAAUGUACUUGCAGGCUCUUACGAAAUUAACAUGAAUGACUUCUUCAAAUGGCCUGUGAGUGACCAAAUUGUCGUGACCCUUCACGAGCUUACCCAUGCUCUAGCCUUUUCAUCUUGGCUUUUCAGCAGCUACGUAAAACCUGAUGGCACCCACUACGCUACAACAGAAAUAACUAAAACAGUUAAUUAUCCUAACAGAGGCAAAGAGGCUCCAUGUCAAAUGACCUUGAUUUUUUGACAGUGCACAUUUUAUCGAAACCCAUUUGGUCGAAAAUUUUUGAUAGUGCGACAUUUGUCCGAAAAUUAACGGUUUUUUGGUCAAAUGCCUCACUUUAAAAAAUUUUCGAUCAAUUUUUCGGUGAAAUGGACUCUAUCAAAAAGGCAAUGUCAUUUGGCCUGCACCCAGACAAAGAUGCUACUAUUCUUAUCUUGCCAACUGUCGCAGCCCAAGCCCAAACCAUUUUUGGUUGUUCCACUGCAGAAGGAGUAGAACUUGAAGACUAUGGAGGGUCUGGCUCUGCAGGCUCCCAUUGGGAAAUGAAGAUUGUUAAAGAAGACUAUAUGGUUUCCGUACUUCCUUGGAACCCAGUUACUUCUGGACUUACACUCGCCUUAUUCCAAGACUCAGGCUGGUACACAGUAAAUUGGAACUAUGCACAGCCACUUAUAUGGGGACUCAACCAAGGCUGUGCGUGGCUUACAGACAAAUGCAUUACUACAGGAAUUCCUCAACAAGGAAUGUGCACGGAUAAAGCAUAUGUAGGCUGCGACGUUUAUAAUAUGGCAAAAGCUUAUUGUGACAUAAGCAACUGGAGCGCUGUACAAUCACAAUAUCAAUAUUUCUCAGACCCAACACUUGCAGGAGGCAGUGGGUUCCCUGACUUUUGCCCAGUGCUAACUGGGUAUUCUAAUGGAGAUUGCAGAGAUACAGCUACUACUGCUUAUGAUUAUUUUGGAGAAACGACAGGCUCAGGAAGCAGAUGCAUGACAUCAACGUUACUAAAGACAGCUUAUAUAUUUGAUGGAGAUCUUCAUUCAGUCUGCCACAAGGUAAAAAGCUGUGAAAGUGACAAGGCAGUCUUAGAAGUUGGAGGAGUCACAGUAAAUUGUCCAUUUACUGGAGGUGAUGUGACUGUGACUGGGUUUAAUGGCGUCCUUAAAUGUCCAAACUCUAAUAUAUUGUGUAGCGCUAUGCCUUGCAAGAGUGCUUGCUAUGGGCAAGGGAUUUGUAAAGCUGGAGUUUGUCUUUGUGAUCCUGGAUAUGGAGCAAGCGACUGCAGCGUUACCUGCCCUGACAACUGUAAAGCUUGUGAUUCUGCUACAACCUGCAAGACUUGUUAUUCAACUGCCACUUUAGUUAAUGGGGUAUGCACAUGUCCUACAGGCAGCACAUGGGACAGCACUCAAAAAAUUUGUCAAGCCGGUAGCAUAGUUGGCUGUGAUGCCAGCUGCAAAGGAUGUGCGACAACAACUACUUGUGCUGACUGCUAUUCAACAGCUACCUUGACUGAUGGUGUCUGUACAUGUCCUGAAACUUAUGGAUUUAACUAUGAAACUCAUACUUGCGUGAUGUUUUCAUGCCCAACAGAUUGCAAUGGCUGUAGCUCAUCAGCUGGCUGUACAUCUUGUUAUGAUGGACAAUCAUUAAUUAAUGGACAAUGUCUCUGUCCUACAGGAACAGGCUGGAGCAAAAGCUCAAAAAAAUGUGAGUCUUCUGUUAUCACAGGAUGCCCAGCUAUCUGUGAUGGCUGUGCAAGUACUACAACCUGUUCAGCUUGUCAUUCUACAGCUACUUUAACUGUUGACAAUAUAUGUGUUUGUCCUGAUGGCGCUGUAUUCCAAGCAGGCACUAAAACUUGUGUAUUUACCAGUUGUCCUGUUUCUUGUAAUGGCUGUGCAUCCGCUAGUACUUGUUCAGCUUGCUAUUCAACAGCUACUCUUACUGAUGGACAAUGUGAAUGCCCAACUGACACAAGUUUCGAUGCUAGUACAUUGUCAUGCAAAUCUACAGCUAUCACUGGGUGUGACAAUUUAUGUAAUGAAUGUGCGUCUACUACAGUUUGCAAGACUUGCCAUUCUAAUGCAAUUUUGACUAAUGAUGGGAAAUGUAUAUGCCCUAGCGGCAGUGCUUUUGAUAUUGCUACUAAGUCGUGCAUUACUGGAUGCACAGCUGGAUGCAGAACGUGCUCAGGGAUCAGUGACUAUAAGUGCUUAAGCUGCUAUACAGGGUAUUAUUUACUUUCAGCGACCUGUGUAAAAGCAUGCCCAACAGGGUAUAAUGUUACAACGACAGGCUGCGUUCUAGCGAACCCUAGCGUCUAUAAAGCUGUUUUCCAGCAAUGGAAUAACACUUAUUAUAGCUCUGAUUCUCCUAUUCCUCUUUUCUUUGGUACCACUUCGUCAUUCAUGCCAAACCCAGAUACAGAUGAUCCUAUCCUCACCUAUGGUAGAGGUCUUUAUUAUACUGGAAUAUCCAAAUCUCUUCUGCCUCCAAACUUCAAAUAUUCAAGCCGAGUUUCUCUUGCCCCAUCCCAUACUGUCGAAAUGUGGAUACGGCCUGAUGAUUCUUCAAGCUAUCAAACUUUGCUUCAUAAAUACGCAGACGAGUCUUUAGUCGAAUUUUCUAUUGUAAACACAAGGCUUAGGCUUAUUCUUACCGCUUACAAUACAUCGUCUGUAGCUUGGGUAUCAACAAUGACUGAUGGUACCACAAUAAACAGCAAACAAUGGCAAUGGGUUACAUAUACACUUACUUAUGACCAGAAUUCACAAAAUUCUAUAAUAAUCUUAUAUGUAAACUCAGCCAAAGAAAAUAAAGUAUAUAGCGGCUUGAUUUUCCUUGACCUAGACACUGCUUUAUAUGCAGAAAGUUUUUCAGUUGGAUCUAAAUACUCAACUUCUGGGUAUACAUCAGGGUAUAAAGGCUUCAUUGCGAUGCUUAAUAUAUAUAACCAAGCUUAUACUCCGUCUUAUAGUGGGAACACAUGCAUAGGAAACUUCUGUUUGGCUGAUUGUGAUUUCUAUCAAUAUGCUGAUACCACAGGAAGCUGUCAAUCGUGUUUAACAGCCUGCUCUUUAUCAUGCUGCCAAGCUAAUAGCUGUGUUUUAAACGUUGAUCCUAAAUGCACAUCUCCUAUAAGCUUCACAAUCUGUGCAGCUUGUGUGAGUGGAGCCAAUUUAGAAGGAGGAAAAUGCAAUUGUAUGAAAAAUUCUUAUUUUGAUACCACAACUUUGACGUGUGUUUGCAAUAGCGGCUAUACUUUGACUAAUGGAUAUUGUGCUACAUGUGGGAAUUAUUUUGCCAGCACUGAAGCCAAGGCUUAUUUCUCUGAGGACUAUAAAAAAGUAGUCAUAAAUUUCGCGAGAUUUGUAAAAAGUGGCAUUACGAGUACUUGUUCAGAGCUUUUCUAUCAAAGCAGCUUACUCUCCCCCCAUCCUUGAUCGAACGGCUCGCCAUCGUUCGAUCAAGGAUGGGGGCUAAAAAAAAAUUUUUUUGGGAAAAAACAAUUUUAUAUAUAAAAUAAAAUAUAUAUAUAUACAUAGUAUUUAAUAAUUAUUUUUACAGCAAAAAAUUGAAUUAAUUUCAUAAAAAUACCAUUUUUAAGAUUUUGAUUUAUUAGUUACCUCUUUAAAUUGUAUAAAAUUUUAAUUUGUUCCUUAUUGAAAUAAAAAUUUGUUUUUUAAAUUUUAAAGAAUCUCUAUUUUUUAGAUUAUUGAUUUUUUAAGCUUGAUUAAUGACUAAAUCUCUUCGGAUGGUUGAUUCCGUAGCUUUUUGUCGUCUCAAAGUCUCUGAAAACAACUUCAUAGGUGCAUCUUCCCAAGCUUUUGAUAAACUAAUAUAUUUUUAUAUAUAUAAAAAAUUUGCAUGAUAUGAAAAUCGUUCGAUCGAGGAUGGGGGUCAAUUUCCCCAAUUUUUAGGAAUUUUUACAGUCAAUCGUUCGAUCAAGGAUGGGGGGAGUUAGUGAAGCUAGGAAAAGACCCAACUUGUGUAUGGCAGAGUAAUACAGAGCUGCAAGUCUAUUUGGGUAAUAAAUGGAAUCUGACUAAUGAAGCAUUAGCAUUAAACCCACUUACAGUCCAGGCUGAGGGCACUGAGUGCACCUUAAAUGUCCAAGAUUUAAAGCCUGUAGUCCAAUAUAUUUAUGUUAAGCCGACACCGACAGCUGUUAUUACAGCUCCAAAUACAUAUUCUUUUGGAUGCAACAAAAAUGACUUAAAAAUAUCAGGAGACAGCUCUAUAGGCUCAAAUCUUCAAUAUGCCUGGUCCCUGAAUUCUAGCCCAUCAAAUACAGCUUUAACCAAAUAUGUUUCUUCUAUAACAGACCAAAAAUUCAAAAUUCCUGCCACAAUGCUGACAGUUUCUGUUAUUACUUUAUCACUGACAGUAACAAAUCAAUUAAGCCAAGCCAAUACUGCGAAGUUUACAAUUACUAUAAAAAAUGAAUAUGCACUUGAAGUGACGAUUGAUGGAGGAAGCAGCUCAAGUAUUAGUGCGAGCCAAGGAAUCCAAUAUAAAGCUUUAGUAAACACUAUUUGUGGAAAUUCUACUUCAUUGAAUAUUCAAUGAAAAUAUGUUUCGUCAUCCUUAUCUAAUUCGGACAUUAUGGUCGCAGGAUGGCUUUUGGAGCAACAGGAUGAACUCGAAACUUCGGCCAAAAAUAAAAAAUCGGCUGCCACGGGGUCACAGGUGGCAGAAUUCUGGGGAGGGGUGAGUCUGGGCUAAAUGGGCAUCCCCUCGGCUAUAGACAAAAAAAACGGAGGCGCAACACCAAUCGAGCACUUCUGGAAAAGCAUUAUGGUGCCUGUAAAUGACAGAGGUUAUUCCAGAAGGAGGCAUAGAACGAUUUCCUCAUACCCUGAGCACUGCCAGGGGUCAAGAGAGUCCUUUACUGAAGUUUUUUGUCAAAGCAGGUUUGGGUGAGUCUCCCCGAAAGAUGUCGACGUCGAGAGAAAAGGGUGCUAGGCGGCUUUAGUGCUUAGCGCCACACAAGCGUGAAGCUUAAGCUCGACUGGAUCAGGGGCUGAAAUAAACACCGCUUUAACCUUCUCUAACUAAAGUCUCUCUCUCAUCCUUACCUCAUUUAGGCAAAAAUCCUAUUUUUAAAUCAGUAUUUUGGUUAGAUUUUUUUUUCUUCAAUUCAAUAAUAUUAUUAUUAAAUUGCAAUAUAUUCUGAAAGAUUUGUGGGGAGAAUUGAAGAAAAUAUGGAAAAAAAAAUUCAUAGAAAUAGAUAACGAGAUUAAAACGUUUAUUUAUGCGAUAAUGAAAGCGAGAAAUGCUUGCUUAAAUUUUGGGAAUUUCUUUUAAAUAAUAAUAAUUUAUGAAUUAUCGCGCAUUUGCGCCUUAUUUCUUUUAUUUUUCAUGAUAAAAUUUCACAGAAUUCUGCAGCAUCAACUUUGUUUACUUGGUCCUUGUUCGUUUUCAUAAAUUUGUUUUAUUUCUCAAAAAUAACCUCUAAAUGAGCAAGCAAAACUUUUGCUUAAUCAUGACAGAGAAGUUAGAUACAGCAACCUCUGCAUUUGACUCUUCUUCAAUUUUAUCUAACAGCAAGCUCAGCUACAUUCUAAAAAUCAAAGAAAACCAGCUAAAAGCAGGAAACUGGUUUGUUUAUAACGCAACAGCGACUGACGGAUUCGCAAAUGGCUGGAGCACUCUGAACAUUACAGUCAAACAUUCAGAUUUAGUACUCAAGCUAAACCGAGCUGAUGGGACUGUAUCUAAUGAUACAGAUCUCUAUAUCAGCGCUUCUGAUUCUUAUGACCCUGAUGAUUCAACCACUUCUUUAAGCUAUAGCUGAACUUGUGUCCAAAAUAAUGCCCAAUGCUUAGACUCCUCCGGGUCAAAUCUACUAGGAGACGAGGUAAAAUCAACCCUAACUGUUCCAAAAUCCAAGCUUAAAGUAGGCUCCGAAUAUACAUUUACUAUAGCGAUAUCAAAAGAUACAAGAACCGCAAGCAAGUCUAUUACAAUAAAAAUAACUCAGCCUACAGGCAGCUCUUUAUCAAUCUCUUUUUCGCCUUUUAAGGUAAACCACCAGUAUGGGCUUAAAAUCAUUGCUAUAGUUUCCACCCUAAAGCAGCCUGGAUUCUUAUGGGCUCAGUCCUCUGGACCGACUCUAUCUUCACUUUCUGAGCUGACUAAAAGCUUCAUUAAAUUUGCUGCCAAUUCAAUGCAAGAAGGAACCUCCUACAGCUACAGCUUGACAAUGACUUUUUCAACCACUUUAAGUUUAGUUGCAUCAAUUCCUUGGAUUACUAAUAAAGGACCAAUUUGUGACGGUAUUGAUGUGUCCCAGAAUACAGACUUGACUUAUACAUUGUCUGGGCUAAACUGUGUAGAUGGGGAUGACCAAGACUAUCCUUUGUAUUACCAAUUUGGGGUGGUUAUGAAUAAAGUCCAAUACUACUUAAAUACUCCAUGUACAGGGUCAACGUUUACUUUAGGGAUACCUAGUGGUACCUGGCAGCUGACUAUGAGGGUAUGUGACAGUAUGUGGACUUGUUCUAGCUUCUCCAAAAGUAUCACAGCUACUUCUAGAAGGCUGCUUUCAGAAGUGGCAUUAGCAGACCAAUAUAGAGCUUCUAUUCUAAACCCAGAUAUGAUACCUUCUUCUAUUAUUAUGUACUCUACAUAUACCUUAGACAACCCUACUCUAAGUUAUAUGUUUACUGACCUGAGCAGCUUUAUUACUUCUCAAGACCCAAUUGACGAAGGAAUCCUUGAUACCUGCAUAGCUUGUCUUUCUUCUAUGACAAGCCAAAGCUCCGUGAUGACCCCAGACUUCCUAACCCAAACCUUCCAAAUUUUGAACGAAACCUUGAAGGGCUAUACAGAUGAGAUCACUGAUUCUCAGGCCCAGUCUAUAAUUGACAUUAUUUCUCCUUAUUACAAAAAUAUCACUGAUAUAAGCCUUUUGCUAAACUUAUUCCAAUAUAUAGCUAAUAGCUGGAUGAGUAGCACAUUGCCAGGGGACGCCAAAGAGUACUCAAAUGGGAUUCAUUUUUCUAAUACUAGAAAAAGUGGGGAAGAUUUCUUGAAUACUACUUAUAAAGCAGGAACCCAGGUAACUACAAUUCUGCCGAACGCUACAUUUACGAAUGGGACUGUUUAUGAUUUUAGCAUAACAGUAUAUCCAAAUGCUGGAAAUUAUUCAGAUAUCAUUGAUAUUUCUACUUAUAAGUCUGGAAGCUACCAAAACUAUAACUUAGACAUUGUAACACCUACUAGUGAGCCUUUGUCGAGCAGCUCAAGUAUGAUUACUAUUAAUGCAAGCUUCACCCAAAACCCUGGGGAAGACUGGGAUUGCUAUAUGCUUAAUAAUGGGAAUUGGGAGACCGGGAAGUGCUCUAUUAUUUCAAUCGUAAAUAAUGUAGCCACUAUAAGUGCCAAAUCGACAGGAUCCAUACAGCUAGCUAAAUCAGCUAAGAUUAUUCAGCCAGUUAUCCGAGAAGACUCAGAUUCAGCAGGAACAGAAGGUGCCCCUUCUAUUGCUAUGGGCUCAAUAGUCUUUUUAGCGGCUCGUUUGGCUUUUGAGAGAUACGGGACGUCCAUAAAAUGAAGAAUCAAUAUUUAAUUAAAAGAAAAGAGUUAGUAUCUCUUAUAAAUAAGAAAACAUCAUGUCCUUCAGGUAACUCAUAAUAAGGAGCAAAAAAACCAUUUAAAUUUGACUGUAAAAAUUUUUUUUUAUAUCACAAAAAUAGAAGAUUCUAGAUCUCCACAAAAAUGGAAACAGUUGAGUCCUUAAAUAAAAAAGACCUAGUAACUAACUCCCCCCCCCCCCUCCGUGAGCGAACAAAAAAAAAUUUUGUUCGCUUACGGAGGGGGGUUAAUUUUUUUUUUAAAAAAAAAUUUAUAUAUAAAUUUUAUAAAAAAUAUUUUUUUCGAAAUUUAAAAAAAUCCUAAUUUGCAAAAAUUGGGAAGCAAAUAUUAAUUUAAUUUGCAAAAUUUUAUGUUUUAAAACGCAAUUUGUUUAAAAUUAAACAGAAUUAGCUCUAGAUUUCAUUAUACUAAUUAUCACUUAUAUAUCAAAAAUUUUUUUCCAUUAAAAUUUUUUCUAUUAAAAAAAUUUUUGUUCACUCACGGAGGGUGGGUUUUUGGUCAAAAAAUGGCGAUUUUUCUAAUGGUUUUGUUCGCUCACGGAGGGGGGGGGGGGGGAGUAAGCAAAAUAGACGAUACCAGCAAUUCAUCAAUGCAACCUAACGGUCUAGAUAAUUUGCGAGAGUCUAAUGAAAAUAAAAAAAAUUCGAUAAACGCUUGCUUCAAUAAAAAACGGAAUUGCUAUGUUUAUAAGUCAAAAUUCAGCCAGUUAAAUAAAAAACGAAAUCCGUCUCUUUUUCUCAAGAGAUAACGGUUUAUUAGGUGCUGCAAAAACCUGCUUAAAAAGACCGUUAUAUUCGCGCAAAAAUUAAUAUAAUUUCUGCACCGAUUUGCGUUGCAACACACAUUAAUAUAGUGAAACGAUGCUUUAUUUUGAGCCUUAUUUAUAUUAGAUUUUAUGUCUUAUAUAAGAGAAUUUAAUAUUAUCUAAUAUUUCGAAACUAUCAGCUUAUGAAAAUGUGAAAUCGUUUGCUCAGUGAAAAAAACAUUAAAAGGGCUCCUUAAAAUAGAAAUUUAUUUUUUUAAGAAAAAUAAAUUAAAAUUUUGUUAUUAAAUACUUUAGAGCAAGCUUUGCUUAUUUAUUGCGCUUUUUUUACAAAUAGUAACAAUAUUUAACUCCCCCCCCCCCCCCUCCGUGAGCGAACAAAAAAAUUUUGUUCGCUCACGGAGGGGGGUUAAUUUUUUUUUUUAAAAAAAUUUUUAUAUAUAAAUUUAUAAAAAAAUAUUUUUUUCGAAAUUUAAAAAAAUCCUAAUUUGCAAAAAUUGGGAAGCAAAUAUUAAUUUAAUUUGCAAAAAUUUAUGUUUUAAAACGCAAUUUGUUUAAAAUUAAACAGAAUUAGCUCUAGAUUUCAUUAUACUAAUUAUCACUUAUAUAUCAAAAUUUUUUUCCAUUAAAAUUUUUUUCUAUUAAAAAAAUUUUUGUUCACUCACGGAGGGUGGGUUUUUGGUCAAAAAAUGGCGAUUUUUCUAAUGGUUUUGUUCGCUCACGGAGGGGGGGGGGAGUAAGGUAAAUCAUACUUAUUUCAGUUCUAAGUGUGCCUCUUUCAGUGGCUAUUAAAUAUAUUAAAAUUAUUAAAAAAUAUAUAAAACCGUUUUUCAAGACAUAUUCUUUCAAAAUAUAUCAAAAUGAUGACCAAAAUUUGCAAUAUUUUUUGGGUUAAUUUCCUUAAAAAAGGUUUUUAUAAGUUUUUUAAUAAUUUUAAUAUCUUUAAUAGACACUGAAAGAGGUACACUUAGAACUGAGAUAAGUAAGGUUUUACCUUAAAUAUUGUUAUUAUUUAUACAAAAAAGCGCAAUAAAUAAGCAAAGCUUGCUCUAAAAGUAUCCAAUAAACAAAAUUUUAAUUUAUUUUUCUCUAAAAAAAUAAAUUUCUUUUUUAAGGAGCCCUGUUUAAUGUUUUUUUCACUGAGCAAACGAUUUCACAUUUUCAUAAGCUGAUAGUUUCGAAAUAUUAGAUCAUAUUAACUUCUCUUAUAUAAGACAUAAAAUCUAAUAUAAAUAAGGCUCAAAAUAAAGCAUCGUUUCACUAUAUUAAUGUGUGUUGCAACGCAAAUCGGUGCAGAAAUUAUAUUAAUUUUGCGCGAAUAUAACGGUCUUUUUAAGCAGGUUUUUGCAGCACCUAAUAAACCGUUAUCUCUUGAGAAAAAAGAGAUGAAAUUCGUUUUUUACUGAGAUGACUUAAAUCCAAUUUAGUGACAUGAUGAUUUAUUUUUUUUAUUAAGAGAAGCGUUUAUUGAUUUUUUAAUAUAUUCAGAAUGGAAUUGCAAACAAGGUAUAACGUUAGUUUGCUAUUAUAUGAAACUGUCAGAUCUUAUUUCUAGUACAUAUAAGUUGCUUAUUUAAUAGACUUAACAGUAUCAUAGUUUAUAUAGCCAACAAGCUUUUUUCAUUAAGACACAACAAAAAAAAAUUUUACCGUCAAAAUUAAUGGUUUUUUUGCUCCUUAUUAUAAGUUACUUAUAGUACAUAAUGAUAUCUUAUUGAUGUGAAACACUGGCUCUUUUCUUUUAAUUACAUAUUUGGUUUCUUAUAUUGUAUACAGCCCGUAUCUCUCAAAAGCCAAACGAGCCCUUUUUAGCGAUUUUAUUGUCAGGAGUUUUCAUAGUUUUUGACCGAAAAAAUAUCAAAGAAAACCUCGACCUUAGUCUGCUUAAAAAUCAUUUGACCUUAAGCUUGCUAAUUCCUCAGAAGUCUUUUACGAGGGUAAUAAAUGUGAUCCAUAUAGCCACUGUGCUUUUAUUAGAACUUGCUAUUGUAGGAGCUAUGUAUGCCAGAGAUAAUCCAACUUCAGGAAAUGAAGGAAGUUUUUCUUAUCAUGCCAGCAAUUACUCAGCUGAAGACUUGAUAAAUAUGGUUGUUGGGCUUCUACUUGGACAAUUUGUGUCAGCACUGCUGCUAGGACUGAGUUUCGGCUUCCAAAGAUCUCCUUUAUUUAAAGCUAUAUUUUUACUGAUAUGUGGGAUUUUAGCUUCAUUAAGUAUUGCUUCAACUAUAGCGAUGACUGUGGAUUAUUCAGCAGAAAUUUCAACUUAUUGGAUUAUAAGCUUUAUUAUUGUCUUGCCAUUUGACUUCUUUGUCUUUCAAGCAAUAUUUGCAGUUAUCAAAUAUUUCGUCACAAGAGAGAAGAUGCCUUUGGAGACCCCAGAUGGCUUUGUUACUGAUUCCCAAAUUAUGAAAUGUGCUCCUGCGCUAGAUGUAAGUGAUCUAUUCGAGAAAGCUCCUAUUCAUAAUUAA
Molecule: messenger RNA, 11401 nt
Organism: Blepharisma stoltei
Lineage: Eukaryota; Ciliophora; Heterotrichea; Heterotrichida; Blepharismidae
Source: the annotation of a GenBank genome assembly